AUGGACCCGGAGCAGGAAUACCGACAACGUCAACAAGUGCUCAAUUCCUAUCGCGCUUUUCUCUCUCAAAAGUUGGAGCCUGAGUUACGUAAGGCGCACGAAGAGAGAGUUCAAGUGGAAGAAAAAAUAGCGGACUAUCGCUCGUUGUUGACACAAAUCGAAAGCUUAGAAAAGACAACCACCCCCCCAAGACGACGAGAGAACGAAGAAGGAAGAGAAGAAGAAGAUGAAGAUGAUAAAAAAGAACCGACGACGACAACAGUUCGCAUAGAUUUAGGCUCUGAAAUUCUCUGCGACCUCGCCGUGGACAAUACUAAUAAACUCUUCGUCGAUAUCGGUUUAGGAUUCUUCUGUCAACUCUCGCAUCGAGAAGCCAGAACGCUGUCCAAAAAGCGCAUUGAGAUAUUAACGGAUGUUGAACGCGAAAAGAGAGAAAAAGAGGAGAGGAUAGUAGAGCACGUGGAAAUCGUGGCCAACGGUAUCAAAUCCUUGAUGGCUUCCUCGCGAUGA
Bathycoccus prasinos is the source of this 510-nucleotide messenger RNA. RefSeq lists its product with no specific name. The transcript has a single exon. The coding region runs from base 1 to 510 and encodes 169 amino acids. The record is from RefSeq and is a predicted model, not a curated record. NCBI's taxonomy places the organism in Eukaryota, Viridiplantae, Chlorophyta, Mamiellophyceae, Mamiellales, Bathycoccaceae.